Candida albicans SC5314 is the source of this 921-nucleotide messenger RNA. It is a transcript of the gene DPP3, whose product is annotated as bifunctional diacylglycerol diphosphate phosphatase/phosphatidate phosphatase. Lineage: Eukaryota; Fungi; Ascomycota; Pichiomycetes; Serinales; Debaryomycetaceae. The transcript has a single exon. Gene Ontology annotation, biological process: phospholipid metabolic process. Gene Ontology annotation, molecular function: phosphatidate phosphatase activity. The record is from RefSeq and is a predicted model, not a curated record. The coding region runs from base 1 to 921 and encodes 306 amino acids.
AUGGCAUUAUAUGAUAUUAUAAAUUAUUUUUACGGUUCUAAUUCAAAAUUCAAUAGAAUAACUUGGGGGUUUAAAUCACCAACAUUUAUAAAAUGGAGAAUCACUGAUUUUAUAUUAAUCAUUGUAUUAAUUGUAUUAUUUUUUGUCACAUCACAAGCAGAACCAUUUCAUAGACAAUUUUAUUUAAACGAUAUGACUAUUCAACAUCCAUUUGCUGAACAUGAACGAGUCACCAAUAUUCAAUUAGGUCUUUAUAGUACUGUUAUCCCUUUAUCUGUAAUUAUCAUUGUUGCCCUAAUUUCCACUUGUCCUCCUAAAUAUAAAUUAUAUAAUACUUGGGUUUCAAGCAUUGGAUUAUUAUUAAGUGUAUUAAUUACUUCAUUUGUUACAAAUAUUGUGAAAAAUUGGUUUGGUAGAUUACGUCCUGAUUUUUUGGAUCGUUGUCAACCAGCAAAUGAUACUCCCAAAGAUAAAUUGGUUUCAAUUGAAGUUUGUACAACGGAUAAUUUAGAUCGAUUAGCUGAUGGAUUUAGAACAACUCCUUCGGGUCAUUCAUCAAUUAGUUUUGCUGGAUUAUUUUAUUUGACAUUAUUUUUAUUGGGUCAAUCACAAGCCAAUAAUGGUAAAACAAGUAGUUGGAGAACUAUGAUUAGUUUUAUUCCUUGGUUAAUGGCUUGUUAUAUUGCCCUUAGUAGAACUCAAGAUUAUAGACAUCAUUUCAUUGAUGUUUUUGUCGGGAGUUGUUUAGGUUUAAUCAUUGCCAUUUGGCAAUAUUUCCGAUUAUUCCCUUGGUUUGGUGGUAAUCAAGCAAAUGAUUCAUUUAAUAAUAGAAUUAUGAUUGAAGAAAUUAAAAGGAAAGAAGAAAUUAAACAAGAUGAAAACAAUUAUAGAAGAAUAUCAGACAUUUCCACUAAUGUGUGA